Messenger RNA from Closterium sp. Naga37s-1, 1938 nucleotides. NCBI's taxonomy places the organism in Eukaryota, Viridiplantae, Streptophyta, Zygnematophyceae, Desmidiales, Closteriaceae. The record is from the annotation of a GenBank genome assembly.
AUGCGACGGCGAUGGUCGCGUUCGUCCAAAGUGGCGUCCCUUUUGCGCCAUCGUGAUCAAAGCUCCUUCCGUCGCCACCCUAUUCUUCCCCUCGCACCUCCCCUCUCCUCACCUCAUUUCCCUCCUCUCCCCUUCCCUCUUCGUUCCGCCGCAUACUCUCAUAGCCUUGCGUCCCCUACGUCCCAUAGGCUCUCUGUAUCCUUCUCUCCUUUCCGCCCCUCCGUGUGGGCUCCCCCUCUCCAACAUUCACUGCUGUCCCGCUCCCGUGCCACGGCGAUCGCCAUCAAGGUCGAGUCCGGGCCUGGCUCCUCGUGUGAGGGGUGUAGCAAACUUUCUCUCCUUCCAUCCCCCCUUUCCAUCCUCCCCCCCCCACUCUCCCCCUCUCGCCCCUCCUCCCCACCCAGGCGAGUGGCGAUCUGGCGGCACUUGCGCGUGUUUUACGCACAUGUGGCAAUGAGUGCGCAGCUCAUAUCGGCGCCCUCAGGCCAGGCCAGGCCCCAUCGCGAGGCCCCCUCUCCCUCUACCCCACACUCUUGCUUCCUCACCCGGGCUCCCCCUCACUCUUUGCACGCUGCUCUCUUCUUCCCACCCAAUUUCUUCCAAUCAUGGUCUUACCCCUACUUCCUCCCUUCUUACCCCCUCGUCCUCUCCUCUCUCCUGCAUUGGUGCAUGUGUCCUGUUUUACUUCUAUUCUAUGCUCUCAUCUCACCUUUCCAUUCUCCCCUCCCUCCGUUCUUUUUAACUCUAUCCCCUUCCACCUCCUCCCCCUUCUCUGUUUGUUGUGCGCUGACUUCUUCUGCCACACCUGGUUCCAUGAGUCGACGUCACACCCUGCCACCCACGCUUCCCCUCGUCGCCGUCGCCGUCCCCCACGCUUCCCCCCACCAUCGCCCUCGCUUCCUCCCGCUGUCGCUCACACUUUACUCCGUCGUUGACCACGCUCCCCCUCCCGUCGCUUUCGCUUCCUCCCACCGUCGCCCUCGCUUCCUCCCACCGUCGCCCUUGCUUCCUCCCACCGUCGCCUUCGCUUCCUCCAACCGUCGCUUUCGCUUCCUCCCACCGUCGCCCUCGCUUCCUCCCACCGUCGCCCUCGCUUCCUCCCACCGUCGCCCUCGCUUCCUCCCACCGUCGCCCUCGCUUCCUCCCACCGUCGCCCUCGCUUCCUCCCACCGUCGCCCUCGCUUCCUCCCACCGUCGCCCUCGCUUCCUCCCACCGUCGCCCUCGCUUCCUCCCACCGUCGCCCUCGCUUCCUCCCACCGUCGCCCUCGCUUCCUCCCACCCUCCCCUACACUCCGCCGUCCGCUCAUCCUCCCUUCGUCUCACCCUCCUUUUUUCUCAUCCUCCCAUCCUCCCUCUCUUCCCUCCCCCCUCCCUUCCUCCUGUCCUCCCUUCCUCCCUUCCUUUCUUCCUCUCUUCCACCCUCUGCCCUACUCUCUGCUUCAGUGUCUUUCUCCCCUCUCUUUCCCCUUUCCUCCCUCCCUUCAUCUCAUCCUCUCUUCCGCCCUUCCUCCUUGUCUCCCUUGCUCAUUUCUCCCUCCUCAUAUUCCCUGUUCCCUGCGUCCCUCGCUGCCAUCCUCUCUUCCUCUCAGCCUCCUCACUUCCUCUCCACGUCCCCAGCACCGCCAGCACUCGCAGAUGCGGGCACAUGGGGUCCCUUGCGCGCCGAGUCAGAGGAGGCACCUUGCGCAGAGGGGCGUCGCGAGGAGCAGCGCUGUGACGCUGGUGCCAGGGAGGCUGCCAGACCCACCGGGCUGCGCAGGGCGGACGCACCAGCAGCACCAGCAGCAGCACUGCCUCCGGCACCUGUGCCUGCAGCUGGAGAAACGGGAGCAGCGGCGGCAGCAGGAGCAGCAGGCGCAGCAGUGAGAGUGAGUGCAGGAGGCGGGGGCGAGGCGCCAAUGGUGAAGGCAGGAGAGGGCGGGGAGAAGGUGGAUUGA